AAGAAAAAAGGGUAAAGAAAAGAAGCGAAAACUGGAGGACGACCUUCCCAUCGACCAGGCAUUGCUGGAUCUGGGUGAAAUGUCGCAAAAGCAUGGCUUUCUACGGAUACAGCUGGGCGACCAGACCGACAGCAAAAUGCUAUUGGGCCAAUAUCGCUGCACAGAUGUGCCUGGGGAAUUCGUUUGGCUUCCUGGUGUCCUCACGCAGGAUGUCAUGCAUGGCUACUGGCUGUUGCUGGAGGAUCUGGAUGCCGCCACCCAAGACACCUAUACAAUUCUGAGCAGCUUGCUGGAGAGGCCGUGCCUGAGCGUUCCCGGCUUUCGCGACUCUGUGAAGAUUGAGCCAGGCUUUCAAUUGUUUGUCACAGUGCGGACCAACAAAUCGGCCAGCAAUUCGGGACAUAAAUCGCUCUAUUCGCUGCUGGAUAAAUAUCUGUAUACGAUCAACGUUUUGCCGCUUUCCCGCAACGAGCUGUGCAAGGUGGUCAGCACCAACUAUCCCAAGCUGGCGACCGUCGCCAAUCGAGUGGUGGACGUGUUCCUUACCUUCUCCAGUGGCAAUCACAUGGCCGCCGACAAUCUGCGUCAGCAGGAUUCGAACGACAAGGCGGACAACACGGAGAAGUACGUGGCGCUGCCCUUUAAGCAGGUCACACUCUCAUCCAGUCCCAACUCGGGCCGCCUGGUCUCGACCCGUGAUCUGGUCAAGCUGUGCCGCCAGCGUUCGAAUGCCGAGUUCUCGGUGACCAGCGCCGAGUGUGCCUACUUUGUGUUCCAGAAUGCCGUCGAUGUAUUCUGUUCGUAUCUGCCGCAGAGUAGGGAGAAGAUCACGCUGAUCACGAAACUAACCGAGCAGACCAGGAGGGCCAUCGGCCAGACCAGCGUCAAGCGUGCCACCUUCUCGUUUACACGUCUCGCCAGCUGCAUCUUGGAACGGAUUGCCGUCUGUGUGAGCCACUCGGAGCCCGUGCUGCUGGUGGGGGAGACGGGUGUGGGCAAGACCUCCUCCGUGCAGUAUCUGGCCGAGCGCACCGAACACAAGCUGGUCGUCGUGAACAUGAACAACCAGUCGGAUGUCUCGGAUCUCGUGGGCGGAUUCAAGCCCUUCGAACUCAACUACGUGCACUUGCUCUGCGAGACCUUCAAUGCCGAGAAGAACAUGCAGUUCCUCCGGAUCUUUGCCACGCAUUACAACAGCGGCCGGCACAGUGUCAUCAUACGCACUAUGAUCAGCCUGUGCUAUCAGGUGUUCAGGAACACGGAUCUAAAGAGCCAACAGAUGGUGCCGCGUUGGCGCACGCUUUGCGAGAAGCUGCAGAAGCUGCAGACACAGCUGGACAAGAGCAUUAACAUUUCGUUUGCCUUCAUACCCGGUUCCCUGGUGAACUGCAUCAGCAAAGGCGAAUGGGUGCUGCUGGACGAGAUCAAUUUGGCAUCGGCCGAGACCCUGGAAUGCCUGUCGACCAUCCUAGAGCCAGAGGGAUCGGUUGUGCUGCUGGAGCGGGGCGAUUUCAUGCCCGUCAAGCGGCAUCCGGACUUUCGCAUCUUCGCCUGCAUGAACGCCAACACGGACAUUGGCAAGAAGGAUCUGUCCGUGGGCAUACGCAAUCGAUUUACCGAAUUCUUUGUGGACGAACUGACGACGGACGCGUACCUCAGUCUGCUGGUGAGUGACUAUUUGGCCAACACGGGCAUCCAGCGGAAGUCCGUGCACAGCAUGGUCCAGCUCUACAAGUCACUGCGUCGCCUCUCCGAGCACCAGCUGAACGAUGGCCUGUGCAAUCGUCCCGUCUACUCUUUGCGCACCCUGUGCCGCAGUCUGCGCAUCUGUGUUCGGAAUCUGUGCGGCUCCAUUGAGCGGAAUCUGUACGAGAGCUUCUGCCUGAGUUUUCUCAGCCAGCUGGAUCCGGAGUCGCAUCAUGUGGUGCUGCUGCCCCGAUUGGGAGAGAACUAUCUACAGUUCGAGGGCUACUGGAUACAGCUGGGGGGCCUGGAGCAGCAGUCCUGCUCCCACUACAUCCUCACGAAGAGCGUCCAAAAGAAUCUGCAAGAUCUCGCGCGCAUCAUAUCGAUUGGCAAGCUGCCCAUCCUGCUCCGGGGACCCACCAGUGCCGGCAAGACUAGUCUUAUCGACUACGUGGCCCGCCGAAGUGGCAAUCGCUGUCUGCGCAUCAACAACCACGAGCAUACCGACCUUCAGGAGUACAUUGGCACCUAUGCGGCCGAUCUGGAGGGCAAGCUCACUUUCCAGGAGGGUGUCCUCGUGCAGGCCAUGCGUCAGGGUUAAUGGAUCAUCUUAGACGAACUGAA
Molecule: messenger RNA, 2310 nt
Organism: Drosophila miranda
Lineage: Eukaryota; Metazoa; Arthropoda; Insecta; Diptera; Drosophilidae
Product: midasin-like
Exons: 3
Coding region: 80-2287 (735 amino acids)
Biological process (GO): ribosomal large subunit assembly; rRNA processing
Cellular component (GO): preribosome, large subunit precursor
Molecular function (GO): ATP hydrolysis activity; ATP binding
Source: RefSeq, a predicted model, not a curated record